This is a messenger RNA of Perkinsus marinus ATCC 50983, 1188 nucleotides long. Its product is annotated as calmodulin-domain protein kinase 1, putative. The coding region runs from base 1 to 1188 and encodes 395 amino acids. Lineage: Eukaryota; Perkinsozoa; Perkinsida; Perkinsidae. The record is from RefSeq and is a predicted model, not a curated record. Gene Ontology annotation, molecular function: protein kinase activity; ATP binding. Gene Ontology annotation, biological process: protein phosphorylation. The transcript is spliced from 14 exons.
AUGCAACAUAUCUUCGGUGCUCACCACAACCCUCAUCCACAGGUCGCUUCACCUUACGGCAUCAAGGCUGGUGCCGUCGGGUACGGGCUUGGACCGGCGCCCCCUGCACACGGAUACUACCAAGCACAGUCCCCCACUGCUCAGGGUGCCCCUUCAGCCAAUCAUGCUGAGGCGUUACUGAGAUCACUGCCCGACUCGGCCCUCAUAGCCGAGCUGGAGCGAAGAGGCGUUGAUCUUCAUCAUGCAGCUCUUGAGAGAGUGAUCAAGUCCAACUACAAAGUUAUUGAAGAGAUUGGCAAGGGAGCUAGCGGUCGAGUGUAUAAAGUUGACAAUAAGAUUGAGGGCGGCACUUUCGCGUUGAAGGUCGUGGAGAAGAAUGAUAAGAUGAAUGACGAGGAAUCUAUGGGGAUAGAAAUCGACUGUCUUAAACGAAUGAAGCACGCAAAUCUCGUCAACUUGCAUGAACUGUUCGAGACCAAUCAGUGCAUAUGGCUGGUUAUGGAGUACAUGCAUGGUGGACAAAUUGCCGAUCUGUUCGCGGAGUCUGAUCACUUCUCAGAGCAGCUCGCCGCUCGUGCGAUAAAACAGGUUCUCUCUGGAGUGCAUUACAUCCACAGUAUGGGCGUUGUCCAUCGCGAUUUGAAGUUAGAAAACUUGCUUUUAUCUGAGAAGUCCCAGCAGGCACAGGUGAAGAUCGCCGAUUUUGGACUCAGUUACGUUCUCGGCAAGAAGUUUGAAGCACGUGACAGCAUAAAAUUGAAGAACUGUACGGAAAUACACGAACCUUUCUGUGGCACUCCUCUGUGUAUGGCACCUGAGGUCGCGAGGAAGCGUGCUCAAUAUGGUCCUCAAGCCGACAUGUGGAGUGUUGGUUGCGUCUUGUAUGAGCUGUUGAGUGGCCUCGAGCCUUUUGAUGCCGAUACUGAGGAAGAGUUGUACGCGGCUAUUCAAGAUGCUCGUCCUUCCUUUACUGAUCCCGAGUGGAAGGAGGCCACCAAGUCCGCAAAAGAUCUCACCAAGAAGCUCCUGACAGCCGAGCCGACUAAGAGACUGAGUGCUCGUGAGGCUCUCGAACAUGAAUGGCUGCGUGGGGAGGCCUCAGACGAUUAUUUAGAGAGUAACGAUAAGAAUGUGUGUGCUCAUGCUAGCUUACGUAGAAGGAGUCUCAUCAAUGGUGUGAUGGCAUGA